AUGAAAAUAAAAAGAUUCAAGUCUUUAAGUAUUUUAGUAUUGCUACUGGUUUUAACUGACGGCCACCAACAUAGGUUUAGUGAUGAGAGAGUAAAUAAUUUACAAAUCAAUAACAAUAGUACAAGUGAUAAUCAGCCGGAUGUCUUGAGUGCGAACGACACGCAGUUAAUUGAGCAGAAUACCAAAGAAGGUCGAAGUAUUGCUGGCACAACCUUAAAUGAGAGACAUGCGAAGCCGUUAAGAAGCGUUUUCAUGAAUAUCUAUAAUAAUUACAAGAGCACUUAUCUGGGUAAUAAGACAUUAACGGAAUAUAAACAAACCUUAAGGAAGGCCUUGAAAAGGAACCCCUCCCAACAAGAGAAGCUGGCGCAUUAUGCGAAUGAAACCAAUGAAAAUUUGACGACUGAGUUUUUACGGUUGAAUACCGAACCGGAACUAGUUACAGGUGAAGAUUUGGCCACGACCACGGUGAAACCCGAACGAAUUAAGGAGAGUAAAAUGAAAUAUGAGAAGAAACAGCGUAAAAAGGCACAUUUAAAUACUCUUCAUUACAAUAUGGGGCCGGGCUUUAACCUUAGCUUAGAUAUGGAAAAUAGCAUUGUUAAAGUCAAGUUAGACGGAAAUAGUCUGAAUGAAAUAAUGGCAGGACGAUGGCUGAUGGAUAAUUCAGAAGAAGGUCGCGGUAAAAAGUAUAAUAUGGUGACGAAAAUUUUACCGCUUUUCAUUUUACCAUUCUUAAUACAAUCAUCGGUUAUGCCGUUCCUGAUAACUAAAUUGAAAUUGCUACUGGUCAAAUCUAUGCUGAUCGGCAAAUUGGCUAUAUUCUUGGUAGUAAUAUCCGCUUUCAGAGCCAACGCGAACAAAGCAAUGCAAACAUAUGAAGUGCCUCCGAAUUUUUGGGCUGGUGAACCGAGUCGCAAAUAUGAGUUAACCGGUGCCGCUUCGCAUCCAGCGUACAGUGGUUAUCGGGUGGACGGCAAACCGGCUUGGAUAAACUAA
This is a messenger RNA of Glossina fuscipes, 999 nucleotides long. RefSeq lists its product as uncharacterized. The transcript is spliced from 3 exons. Lineage: Eukaryota; Metazoa; Arthropoda; Insecta; Diptera; Glossinidae. The record is from RefSeq and is a predicted model, not a curated record. Bases 1 to 999 code for a protein of 332 amino acids.